AUGACACGGCUGAGAAGAUCCAUCACCAGAACCUACAGUGGACCUGAUCUGAUGACACAGCCAAGAUAUCCAAUGGGGCAACACUUGUUUUUGGUGCUUGUGGUACUGUUAUCGGCAUUCACUGCUGAGAGUUGGCAAGGAAGUCCCAUUAUCUCCAGGGUAUCAAUAUUAUCAUCCAGGCUGAAUCCUAGGGGACGUUUUUCUCUGUCACCCCGCCAAGGGUAUAAGAGGCCUUCUGAGGGGUCACAUUUAUUACGAGGCCCUUGCAAGGGCCAAGGGAGUGACGAUGAUGAUAAUGACAAGAACAUUAUGGGUGACCCGAAUAACAACAUCCACAAAGAACCAAGUCGAAGAAUGCGGAUACGACAUACCGUGUCAAAUUUGUGGUCGAAUCUUCGGUUUCAAGAUCGAAAUGGAGCCGAAAUGACAAGCGUCAUGGCCCCACAGACUACCACGACAACUCCAGCAGACGAAUUAAUAGUGGAUGAGCUCGAAACAGAAAACCAAUUGCUUCGGGAAACAAUCCGACAAUUAGAACUCGAAAAUGAUCGUCUAGCGUCACAACAACGAGUGGUCUUGGAGACAUUUGAAGGAGAAGGACGGUUGUUGGCGCGCACCGGCAGCGGUACUAGUGAAGGCAGUAAUAGCACUUGGCUGGUAGCAUCCGGAGGAGAAGACAUGAUGAAUUUUGGCAUUACUCUAUCAGGCGAAGAGCUCACGGGAGAUGUUGCCACCACGGCUGGUAUGACUGAUGAAGAAGCUGCUCUAUGGUGUGAUGCAUUAGAAGCCGAAGAGGAUUCCUGUCCCGUGGAACCGACCGUUUCCUUUGGAGAAGCUUUGCGUGAUCGAGCCUAUUGGCUCGUAGGGCUGCUGGUCAUGCAGUCUUGUUCAGGGUUGAUUUUGAGCCGUAACGAAGCUUUGUUGGCCAAUCAUCCAAUCAUUAUCUAUUUUCUUACCAUGCUGGUGGGAGCCGGAGGAAACGCGGGCAACCAGGCUUCUGUUCGAGUGAUCAGAGGAAUUGCUUUGGGAACCCUGAACGAAAAGACACAAGGUCAAUUCCUGAGUCGAGAAUUCAAAAUGGCCGCAUCACUCAGCAUUAUUCUAUCCUGUGCAGGAUUCCUACGGGCAGCAGCGUUUCGGACACCCUUCCCCGAAACUGUGGCCGUCACGGCAAGUUUGGCAUUGAUUGUCUUUAGCAGCGUUUGCUUGGGAGCCGUGUUGCCACUGUUACUUCAAAGGUUAGGCGUUGACCCUGCCCACAGUUCCACGACAAUUCAAGUGAUAAUGGACAUCUUGGGGGUUUUCGUGGCAGUCGCCAUAUCCAGUCUGAUCUUAGACAGUCCAUUGGGACUGAUACUCAUCAACAGACUAGGUGGUUGA
Seminavis robusta is the source of this 1380-nucleotide messenger RNA. NCBI's taxonomy places the organism in Eukaryota, Bacillariophyta, Bacillariophyceae, Naviculales, Naviculaceae. The record is from the annotation of a GenBank genome assembly.